Molecule: messenger RNA, 594 nt
Organism: Sesamum indicum (sesame)
Lineage: Eukaryota; Viridiplantae; Streptophyta; Magnoliopsida; Lamiales; Pedaliaceae
Product: L10-interacting MYB domain-containing protein-like
Source: RefSeq, a predicted model, not a curated record
AUGAGUCGAAAGGGGAAGGAGGCAUGUAAUACGUCUUUAGAGCCAAAGUCACGGGCUGACGAUGCUUGGUGGGAUAUGCCACAGGUGUCUCUGCUCAUUGAAUUAAUGUAUGAGCAUUACAAGAAAGGACACCUUCUCUCAUCAACAUUUAGUGAGCAAAUUCGGCGUGAGAUCGGGAUUGAAUUGUCCCAACGUAAUAAAACACAAUACACAGUUGCGCAGCUUAAAGGUAAGGCUAACAGGCUUCGAAUGCUUUGGCGUAAGUUUUACGAUUUGGUGUACAAAUGGACUGGUUUUGGUUGGGACCCAACAACGUGCACCGUGACUGCCUCUGAGGAUCGUUGGGCUGAAUGGAUCGCGGUUAAUCCGAGAGAGUCUGGCUUGAAAAAGAAAGGUCUUCCUCAUUUCGAUUUAUAUACUGAGAUGUUCUCAUCUUCUAUGGCCAGCGGUAGCAAUGCCCGUUCCUCUGCCAUGCCUCCUGUCUCCAACAAUGACAAUGAUGAAGUUGAUGUAAGCUAUCCUGCAAUGGAUACUGGUAAUCCACUCUCAUCCGGGCCCGAGAAAAUUCAAACAGCAACAAGAGGCAUGCGGUGA